AUGCAAUCCCGCGAUGGAGAGGAUAGUGCAAAAGUGCUUCAAGCUCAAAUUCACGUAUGGAAUCACAUGUUCAGCUUCAUAAACUCCAUGUCCCUCAAAUGUGUAGUUGACUUGGGCAUACCAGAUGUUAUACAUAACUAUGGCCAACCCAUGCCACUUUCAAACCUCAUUGCUUCGCUACCAAUCCAUCCAUCCAAAACCCCAUUCAUCCAUCGCUUGAUGCGAAUCAUGACCCAUUCUGGCUUUUUCUCUCAACACAAUGUCACCGAGAAUGAGUUAGAAGUAGAGUACGUGCUAACUGAUGCAUGUAAACUACUUGUUAAGAACCAUCCCUUGUGUUUGACACCCUUCUUGCAUGCCAACCUUCAUCCAAUUAUGACAAAGCCAUGGCAUCAAUUUUCUAGUUGGUUCAAAACUGAUGAUCUUUCACCAUUUGAAACUACACACGGGAUGUUGAUUUGGGAUUAUUUUGGCCUUCACACGGAAAUUAAUCACUUAUUCAAUGAUGCCAUGCAGAGUGACACUUCGAUGUCUAGUUUGGUGAUUGAGAAGUGCAAGGGAGUGUUCACAGGAUUGGAGUCAUUGGUUGAUGUUGGGGGAGGCACAGGGACCAUGGCAAAGGCCAUUGCCAAAUCAUUCCCACAUAUGCACUGCGUAGUAUUAGAUCUCCCACAUGUUGUUACUGGCUUGCAAGGAAGUGAAAACCUAAAAUACGUUGGAGGUGACAUGUUUGAGGCCAUUCCUUCGGCUGAUGCCAUUUUGUUGAAGUGGAUAUUGCAUGACUGGAGUGAUGAGAAAUGCAUGAACAUACUGAAGAAGUGCAAGGAGGCAAUCAUGAGGGAAGGCAAAGAAGGGAAGGUGCUUGUCAUAGAUAUGGUGAUAGAUGAUGAGAAGAGAGAUGAUGAAUCAGUGGAAACCCAAUUCUUAUUCGAUAUGUUAAUGAUGGUGUUGCACACUGGAAAAGAGAGAAGCAAGAAAGAAUGGGUUAAAUUGUUUUCCUCUGUUGGUUUCAGUGAGUAUAAGAUAACUCCAGUGUUGGGACUGAGAUCUCUCAUUGAGAUUUAUCCGUAG
Molecule: messenger RNA, 1071 nt
Organism: Sphenostylis stenocarpa
Lineage: Eukaryota; Viridiplantae; Streptophyta; Magnoliopsida; Fabales; Fabaceae
Source: the annotation of a GenBank genome assembly